Messenger RNA from Chenopodium quinoa (quinoa), 1719 nucleotides. RefSeq names its product protein SYM1-like. The transcript is spliced from 4 exons. Bases 38 to 841 code for a protein of 267 amino acids. The record is from RefSeq and is a predicted model, not a curated record. Gene Ontology annotation, cellular component: cytoplasm; membrane. Lineage: Eukaryota; Viridiplantae; Streptophyta; Magnoliopsida; Caryophyllales; Amaranthaceae.
AUCUUAAAAAUCUUAAAAUUGCAGAAAAUCCAUAAAAAUGGUAAUUUCUAUUGGAAGAACAAUUCGAAGGGGAUGCACCCUGCAAAUGCUGCAAUUCUCAGAAUUUGGUCACGAAAUUUCAUUGUUAAGAUCCCACCACCGCCUAUACCACCAGAAACACCGCCGUGCAUAUGCUUUCCUCGCCUCACAUUUCGUCGGAAAACUCUCCAGUAAUUCUAAAAUACCCACUUCUGGCGUUUACUUUCUGCAUUCUUAUAGAACAUUUUCUUCUUCUUCAUACACAUCUGGGUCCAAGUAUGGUGGUUUUCUACAAUGGUAUUUGCGUAUGCUUGAAACUCGUCCAUAUAUCACCAAGGCCAUCUCUUCUUCCUUUAUUUUUGCUGCUGCUGAUUUUACCUCUCAGAUCAUUACAUUGCCACCAUUGGGGUCAUUUGACUUAUUCCGGACAUUGCGUAUAGCUGGAUAUGGAUUGAUAAUUAUGGGACCAUCUCAACAUCUUUGGUUCAAUUUUCUCUCAAGGAUCUUGCGUGGAAGAGAUGUAUCUACUACUUUGAAAAAGAUAUUUAUGGGACAAGCUAUUUAUGGACCGAUUAUGAACAGCAUUUUCUUCUUCUAUAAUGCAGCUCUUCAAGGUGAAACUAGAGAAGAGAUUUUUGCAAGACUGAAGAGAGACCUUCUCCCAACUUUGAUGAAGGGUCUUAUGUAUUGGCCAUUGUGUGAUUUUCUAACAUUCAAAUUCAUACCUGUCCACCUGCAGCCAUUGGUAAAUAGUUCUUUUGCCUACAUGUGGACGAUUUAUUUAACGUACAUGGCUAGCUUGAAGAAAGUUGGCGAGGAUUGAUUAAAGAGUUUGUCAUAAAAGUGGUAUUUAUGAUACUUGGCUUGGUACUGGAGUGAAUUUUGAUCAAUAUUUGAGUUUUCAGGUUUAAUAUUUCAGACUUCAGAGUUGCAUUCAGUGUCUGAAUGGAUGCAAUAUAUUUUUGGAUAAUAUGUAGUGUAGGCUUGAACUUCAAUUAUGAAUAAGGAAUUUUGUUUAUGGUUGAUAUAUAUUUAUUUAUUUAAUUUUUUUGCUUCCUUUGAGAAAAAUACACGAGUAUAAACUUGCAAGUUGCAACAUCAACAUGGAUAAGUGUUGCGAUUCAUAUAAAUAUUUUUAGAGAAUGAGUCCAACAAUCUAUACACCAUCUAUAUAUGAGAAGUUUGGAGUGCCAAGUCAGUUAUGGCUGAUUUUCAUUGUAUUAGUUAUAGUGUCGAGUCGGUUGGAGGGUGACACUCUUUGUCAAAAAACGAGAAGUUUCGAUUACAGUUGAAAAUGAAAAGACAAUUUAGUGCUUGCCCUUUUGUGCCACAUCAACAUUUUCUAUUAGCUUUCUGGCUUCUCCUGCUUUCCCAAAUUCCAUCACAGCCAUGUAUCGUAUGUUCCUUUCACGUCAUCAAUGGGUUAUUGAUCUGAUCACAACAUGUUUCUUUGUCCUAAAUUUGGGUUGCUUUUCAUUUUUGCUUGGUUUGUAAUCAGCAAUUCGAUGUAGACAGGUAUUUUCUCUUUGGCUUUCUUUUGAUUUUUUUUUUCCUUGUUUAUAAUCUAUAAUUUCUGGGUUGGAUCUUUCUCUGCUACUCGAUUUUCUUUUGAAUUUUGUUGUUGGAAUUGGGUUUAUAUUCAAGUUUAGGUGUAUUUUUUCGGAAUAACGUGAAUUGAUUUUUGUUUGUUUGUUUGAUUGA